Messenger RNA from Adineta steineri, 1428 nucleotides. Lineage: Eukaryota; Metazoa; Rotifera; Eurotatoria; Adinetida; Adinetidae. The record is from the annotation of a GenBank genome assembly.
AUGAGCCAAAGUAAUUAUCAAUUAUUUCCAAUAAAUUCUCAAUCUACUGAUCCACUAGAUGAUGCCGAUGGAAAUGUAGAUGACUGUACUACAACGAAUAACAGGAAGAAAAAUAUAUUACGAUGGAUUAUUCUGGCCGUAAUUCUUAUUCUAGUUAUUAUAGUUAUAAUUAUUAUCAUAGUAGUCGUCGUUAAUAAAAAGAAAUCUAAAGAAAAAGCAACAAUUUUAAUAUAUAACUGUAGUGAAAAUUCAACAGGUAUUUCGACUAGAAAAGUAUUAUUUAUUAUUGCUGAUGGUAUACCAGCUGAUGUUCUGGAACGUGCACCAAUUCCAAAUAUGAAAAAAAUUCAAGAAAUUGGAAAAUAUAAACGAGCUUAUGUUGGAGGUGAUUUGGGUACUUAUACACAAACAGCUACAAUAUCAGCACCUGGUUAUAUUAAUUUAUUAACUGGUACAUGGGGUAAUAAACAUAAUGUUUAUGAUAAUAAAAUAAGUGAUCCAAAUUAUAAUUAUAAAAAUAUAUUUCGAUUAAUUAAAGAACAACAAAUAAAUGAAACAAUUGGUAUAUUUUCAACUUGGCUUGAUAAUCGUGUUAAACUUAUUGGUGAAGGUUUACCACAAGCAGGAAAUAUAACAUUUGAUUUUAAAUUUGAUGGAUAUGAAUUAGAUUUAAAGAAUUUUCCACAUGAUUCUCAAAGUCUUUAUAUUAAUCAUAUUGAUCAACAUGUAAUUAAUGAAACUGUAAAAUGUAUUACAAAUAAUGGUCCAGAUGCUUCAUGGGUUUAUUUACAAUAUACAGAUGAUAUGGGACAUGCAUAUGGUGAUAGUCCACAAAUGUUAGAUGCAAUUAAUAUUCUUGAUCAACAAAUAGGACAAAUCUAUGAAGCUAUUCAAUGUCGAAUAGAUCAACAUAAAGAAGAAUGGCUUUUAGUUAUUACAACAGAUCAUGGAAGAGAUAUUCACACAGGUCAAAAUCAUGGAGGACAAUCAGAAAGAGAACGAACAACUUGGAUAAUAAUGAAUCAUAAUGAAACAAAUAAUUAUUUUGAAAAUUUUCAACCUAGUAUAGUUGAUAUAAUGCCUACAAUGAUGAGAUUUCUCAAUAUGAAAAUUCCAUUAGAAUCAGAAAGAGAAAUUGAUGGAAUACCAUUAAUAGGACCAGUAUCAUUAGUUAAACCUGAUUUGAAUUUAAAUGGAAAUAAUUUAACAAUCAAAUGGAAAACUUUAAAUAAAACAGGAAAUGUUAAAAUAUGGUUAUCAACAACAAAUUUAUUUAAAGUUGGUUCAAUUGAUAAUUAUACAUUGAUUGGUAAUGUAUCAAUUGAAAAUGAAAUAGCGACAUUUAAUAUUGAAAAGUAUGAUUCAAAGUUCUAUAAAAUUAUCUUAGAUGGUGAAUAUAAUAUGGUCAAUAAAUGGAUUUUUAGAUAA